AUGAUCAGAAGAAGCUUGGCACCACCUUGUUAUCUGCACAUGACCUCUCCUGAGGCAUCUGUGGCAAAAAACAAAAAAAAGAAAAACGACAAAUUAAACAAGCACCUCAGACUGCUGCAUUUGAAAGCAGAGCUUCAGGACAGGGACACUCUCCACAGAGUCGUUUCAGGCAAAGGUCACAUGUGUGCAUAUAAAAUCAUUCCUGAAAGCAGUGCCUUUGUCCCCCGGCUAUCUCCGAAUGGAGCCAUUGUCCUGCCGGGGGCAGCUGGCACCCUGACUUCAGCCACGCUGCAGCGGGAACUGAGGCCCAGAGUGGCCGGGCAGCCCCCCGGGAUCCAGCCUGGGGCCAGGGCAGCCACGACCUCCCCAGGGAAGCACAUCUGCCGGGAGCUGCUGUCAGGGACAGGGCAAAGCAAAGCUCCCACGUUGAGCUUCAGUCAUGGAGAAAAAAGACCCGCUGGUACGGUUAUAUCCUUGUUUGCUUUUGCCUUUGGAGUAAAUGUCUGCAUGGGAUUUACAACAAAUCGAUUUAGGAGAUCCGAAGAAUGGGAUGAGGGGCCGGUCUCAGUCCUGUCAGAUUCCCCCUGGAUCAGUACCUCUGGCUCCUGCAAAAACAGGUGCUUUGAACUUCAAGAGGCAGAGCCUCCUGGCUGCCGCUGUGACAACCUGUGCAAGAGCUACAACAGCUGCUGCUUCGACUUUGAUGAGCUGUGCUUGAAGACAGCUCGGGGCUGGGAGUGUACCAAAGAUCGUUGUGGAGAAACCAGGAAUGAUGACAAUGCUUGUCACUGCUCUGAAGACUGCUUAAGUAGAGGAGAUUGUUGUACUAAUUACCAAGUCGUUUGCAAAGGAGAAACCCACUGGGUGGAUGAUGACUGUGAAGAGAUAAAGGCUCCUGAGUGUCCAGCAGGCUUUGUUCGUCCUCCUUUGAUCAUCUUCUCUGUUGAUGGUUUCCGUGCAUCAUAUAUGAAGAAAGGGAACAAGGUCAUGCCCAAUAUUGAAAAACUGAGAUCUUGUGGAACGCAUUCUCCUUAUAUGCGACCUGUCUACCCUACAAAAACCUUUCCCAACUUGUACACCCUUGCUACUGUAAGUCCCUGGAUUUGGAUUACUGCAGCCAAGCAAGGGGUGAAAGCUGGCACGUUCUUCUGGUCUAUUGUCAUCCCCCAUGAGCGCAGAAUAUUAACAAUACUGCAGUGGCUAACCCUUCCAGACAAUGAAAGGCCUUAUGUUUAUGCUUUCUACUCUGAGCAACCAGAUGCUGCUGGCCACAGAUAUGGUCCUUUCAAUUCAGAGGAGAGUAGUUAUGGCUCCCCUCUUACUCCGCCUAAGAGACCUAAGAGAAAGCUUCCUCCUAAGAGGAGACAGGAAAGACCAGUUGCAGCUCCAAAGAAAAGAAGAAAAGUACAUAGAGUGGAUCAAUAUUCUACGGAAACUCGUCGGAAGAAAAUGAUGGUGAAUCCUCUGAGAGAGAUUGACAAGACAGUAGGACAACUAAUGGAUGGUCUGAAACAGCUGAAACUACAUCGAUGUGUCAAUGUCAUAUUUGUUGGAGAUCAUGGAAUGGAAGACACUACUUGUGAAAGAACUGAAUUUUUAAGCAACUAUCUGACUAAUGUGGAUGACAUCAUUUUGUUGCCUGGAUCUUUAGGGCGAAUUCGCCCUAGGCCUAGCAAUAACCUAAAAUAUGACCCUAAAGUGAUUGUUGCCAACCUUACAUGUAGAAAGCCAGACCAGCACUUCAAGCCUUACUUGAAACAGCACUUGCCCAAACGCUUGCACUACGCUUACAACCGAAGAAUUGAGGAUGUUCAUUUACUGGUGGAUCGCAAAUGGCAUGUAGCAAGGAAAGCUGUGGACGUUUACAAGAAACCAACAGGAAAAUGUUUCUUCCAUGGAGACCAUGGCUAUGACAACAAGAUAAACAGCAUGCAGACUGUCUUUAUAGGUUAUGGCCCCACCUUCAAAUACAAGACCAAAGUACCUCCUUUUGAAAACAUUGAACUUUACAACGUCAUGUGUGAUCUGCUUGGAUUAAAGCCUGCUCCCAAUAAUGGCACUCAUGGAAGUUUAAAUCACCUUCUGAGAGCCAAUGUUUAUAAACCAACUGUGCCGGAUGAAGUUGCUAAACCACUGUAUCCUGUAGCCCUACCUUCUGCAUCAGAUUUUGAUAUAGGAUGUACAUGUGAUGACAAGAAGAACAAAUUGGAUGAACUCAACAAGCGCUUUCACGUCAAGGGAACAGAAGAUAAGCAUCUUUUAUAUGGGCGCCCUGCAGUACUGUACCGCACAAAAUACAAUAUCUUGCAUCACCAUGACUUUGAAAGUGGCUACAGUGAAACAUUCCUGAUGCCUCUGUGGACAUCCUACACUAUUUCCAAACAGGCAGAGGUAUCAGGUGUCCCAGAGCACCUGUCCAGCUGUGUGAGGCCUGACCUGCGCAUUUCUCCAGGAAAUAGCCAGAGCUGUGCAGCCUACAGGGGCGACAAACAGCUCUCCUAUGGCUUCCUUUUCCCUCCUCAAUUAAGUUCCUCUGCAGAAGCAAAAUAUGAUGCUUUUCUAAUAACAAAUAUCAUUCCAAUGUAUCCUGCCUUCAAAAAGGUAUGGAACUAUUUCCAAAGGGUUUUGGUGAAGAGAUAUGCCACUGAACGAAAUGGAGUCAAUGUUAUAAGUGGACCAAUCUUUGACUAUGACUAUGAUGGUUUACAUGACACACCUGACAAAAUAAAACAGUUUGUGGAAGGCAGCACAAUCCCUGUUCCAACUCAUUACUAUGCCAUCAUAACCAGCUGCUUAGAUUUCACUCAGCCAGCCGACAAGUGUGAUGGACCACUCUCUGUUCUCUCAUACAUCCUUCCCCACCGGCCUGACAAUGAUGAGAGCUGCAAUAGCUUGGAGGAUGAAUCUAAGUGGGUUGAAGAUCUUCUUAAGAUGCACACUGCACGUGUGCGUGACAUUGAACAGCUCACUAGCUUGGACUUCUUCCGAAAGACCAGUCGCAGCUACACAGAAAUCCUCUCCCUAAAGACAUACCUGCAUACGUUUGAAAGUGAAAUUUAGCUUUCUAACCUUACUCAGUGCAUCCUUUUAUCAACUGGUGUAUAUUUUUAUAUUGUUUUUAUAUUUAUUAAUUUGAAACCAGGACAUUAAAAAUAUUAGUAUUUUAAUCCUGUAUCAAAUCUUAAAUAUUAAACCUUUGUGUCAUUUGUUUUGUUUCUCUAAUGUUUAAUAUAGGUAUGUCUCUUGGUUGAUUUAGUAGUGCUUGUAAUACUGCAGUUUGAGUCCUUACUCUGAGCUUUUAAGUGGUGCUGCAAGGUUUGAUGCGUGCAUCAAGGAAAUAUUAAUUUUCCAUGCUCCUUUACAACACUUGUAGUCCUGUACUGUAUAUCAAAAUACUGAACAUGUAAGAUUACACUCAUUUACUGUUAACUGUGUGACAGACAUAUUUAAACACUAUAGACAAAUAGCAUCUUAAAUAUAAUAAACCACACAUUCAGUUUUU
Messenger RNA from Lepidothrix coronata (blue-crowned manakin), 3502 nucleotides. RefSeq names its product ectonucleotide pyrophosphatase/phosphodiesterase 2 (gene ENPP2). Gene Ontology annotation, biological process: phosphatidylcholine catabolic process; immune response. Lineage: Eukaryota; Metazoa; Chordata; Aves; Passeriformes; Pipridae. The record is from RefSeq and is a predicted model, not a curated record. Gene Ontology annotation, molecular function: scavenger receptor activity; calcium ion binding; polysaccharide binding.